AUGGGGAAGGACAAGGUGGAGAAGACGAACUUCCAGCUUAAGGUGCCCAAGGGUACCAAAGACUGGGAGGGCAAGGAUAUGGUAAUCCGCGACAAGAUAUUCUCCACUAUCACCGAAGUCUUCAAGCGCCACGGUGCAGUCACAAUAGACACCCCCGUCUUCGAGCUCAAAGAAAUCCUCGCAGGAAAAUACGGCGAAGACUCGAAGCUGAUCUACGACCUCGCCGACCAAGGCGGUGAGCUCUGCUCCCUCCGCUACGACCUCACCGUCCCCUUCGCCCGAUGGCUCGCCAUGAACUCCUCCGUGCAAUCUAUAAAGCGAUACCACAUCGCCAAGGUGUACCGACGAGACCAACCGGCCAUGACCAAGGGCCGCAUGCGGGAGUUCUACCAGUGCGACUUCGACAUUGCCGGCGUAUACGACCCCAUGCUGCCGGAUGCGGAGAUUCUGCGGAUCACGAGCGAGAUUUUCGAGGCAUUGGGAUGGAAGGGACGGUAUACGAUUAAGAUCAACCACAGGAAGAUAUUAGAUGGCAUAUUUGAGGUGUGCGGCGUGCCGACGGACAAGCUGCGGACAAUAAGCAGCGCAGUGGACAAGCUGGACAAGUCCCCCUGGUCCGAAGUCCGCCGCGAAAUGACCGAAGAAAAAGGUCUCGACCCCGCCGUCGCCGACAAGAUCGGCGAAUUCGUCAAACUAAAAGGCUCUCGUGAUGUCCUUUCCCAGCUCCAAUCCAAUGAAGCCCUCACCGCGAACGCCUCCGCAAAGAAAGGCCUAGACGACAUGGCGCUCCUCUUCAACUACCUCUCCAUCUUCGGCGUUCUCGACAGAAUCUCCCUCGACAUGUCCCUCGCACGCGGACUGGACUAUUACACAGGCGUGAUCUACGAGAUCGUGACCGAGGGCUCUGCGCCGGCCUCAACGGGCAGCACGGAGGGCCAGAAGCUGCAGCGGAGCGCGAAGAAGGACCGGGCGCCGAAAGCGACGUCCGCGGAUCCAGACGAGGACAGGAGCGCCGAUCCCUCUGUCGGCGUCGGCUCCGUGGCCGCGGGCGGCCGCUACGACGAGCUUGUCGCUAUGUUCAGCGGCAAGAGCCAGAUCCCCUGCGUCGGCAUUUCUUUCGGGGUCGAUCGCAUCUUCAGCAUUACGAAAGCGAGAAUGGAAGCCGACAAGAACGCAGCUGCGGUGCGCCUGAACGAGGUGGACGUCUACGUAAUGGCGUUUGGCGGGAAGGGGUUUAAUGGGCUGCUGGAGGAGCGGAUGGAGGUUGCCAAGACGCUGUGGGAUGCCGGCGUCAAGGCGGAAUUCUCGUGGAAAGUCAAGCCGAAGUUGCCCGCGCAAUUCAAGGCGGCGGAGACGGGCGGCGUGCCGUUUGCGGUUAUUUUGGGGGAGGAUGAGCUGGCGCAGGGGAAGGUCAAGAUUAAGGAGAUGGGGCUGCCGGAGGGGCAUCCGGAGAAGGAUGGCGUGAUGGCAGAGAAGAGCAACCUUGUGCAGGAGGUUAGGGAGAGGUUACGGAAGUUCAAAGAGGGCGAGGACGGGACGCAAGAAGGGUCGUCGGAAGUCCCGCCGGAAGUGGCGGAUGUGGAAGAAGUGACGGAGAAGAUGGGGAAGACCAGUACGCAGGAUAGGCCUGAGAUCCCGGGUGAGCCGCCUGUGAUACCUACUGUGACUUGA
Molecule: messenger RNA, 1671 nt
Organism: Coniosporium apollinis CBS 100218
Lineage: Eukaryota; Fungi; Ascomycota; Dothideomycetes
Product: histidyl-tRNA synthetase
Exons: 4
Coding region: 1-1671 (556 amino acids)
Biological process (GO): histidyl-tRNA aminoacylation; mitochondrial translation
Cellular component (GO): cytoplasm; mitochondrion
Molecular function (GO): ATP binding; histidine-tRNA ligase activity
Source: RefSeq, a predicted model, not a curated record